AUGCUGAGUGCGUCAUUGAAACGAAAAUCAUCUAACUCAGAAGCAAAAAAUGAGAAGAAGAGGACAAAAAAACGGAAAAAUAACACAACAGAUGUUUCACCUGUUCAAUCAAAAGAAUACGAAAAACUCUGGAAGAAAGUUAAUGAUCAUUUUGAAUCAACACCGAAAGAUCAAAAUCUCAAAGCGACAGGUGUAGAUGAACAUCAGUUGACAAAAAUUGAACGACGUCUUGGCAAUAUCAAACUGCCUGAUGAUAUCAGACAUGAUGUUCGUAUACAUAAUGGACUAAAGAAAUUUGGUUAUGGUCUUCGUUAUCGUUCACCAACAAUCGACCUUCUUCCAAGUGAACAAUGGCGCCCUUAUGAAAAAGAAGAUUGGUGUUAUGAAUUAUUUGAAUGCCUCUUGAGGAUGACAAAGAAUUUAACUUCAUUUGAAGGCAUUGAACCAUUUCUAUAUCCAUUAGGAGCAAAAACCAUGGCUUUUGAUUAG
Molecule: messenger RNA, 489 nt
Organism: Didymodactylos carnosus
Lineage: Eukaryota; Metazoa; Rotifera; Eurotatoria; Philodinida; Philodinidae
Source: the annotation of a GenBank genome assembly